Molecule: messenger RNA, 1226 nt
Organism: Cataglyphis hispanica
Lineage: Eukaryota; Metazoa; Arthropoda; Insecta; Hymenoptera; Formicidae
Product: pyridoxine/pyridoxamine 5'-phosphate oxidase
Exons: 6
Coding region: 87-944 (285 amino acids)
Biological process (GO): pyridoxine biosynthetic process; pyridoxal 5'-phosphate biosynthetic process
Molecular function (GO): FMN binding; pyridoxamine phosphate oxidase activity
Source: RefSeq, a predicted model, not a curated record
GCUUAAAAUUCAUCACUGCAAAAUCUGUCACGUGGAAUUCCUGACAUUAUCAGAAUUACGUCAAGAUAACGUGAGAUUACGUCAAGAUGGGUCAUUCUUUUUCUAUUUAUGCAUCGGCUCUGCUGGCAGUGUACAUGCGCGUUUGGUGCCAGUCGCACUCGUGUCGAAAGUCGAUUAGCUAUUCCGUGUUCUAUAGUCGAGUUCACGAGUGUGUAGUGUGCAGUGACAUGUCGCUCCGAAACCAGCAUUUCACCGUUGAUAUAGGAGAUCUGCGAAUAAAAUACAAAGAUAAAAAUGAAACUUUCACGGAAGAUAAUUUAAUUAGUAAAGAACCCAUUGGACAAUUUAAAGCUUGGUUCGAGGAAGUCUGCAAUACUCCGCAAAUUUUGGAACCUAACGCAAUGUUUCUCGCGACAGCAACGAGAGACGGUGUGCCAUCUGUGCGCGCAGUGUUGUUAAAAGGCUUUGGCACAGAAGGCUUCAAGUUUUACACAAAUUACGAUAGUAGAAAAAGCCGUGAACUAGCCGAAAAUCCACACGCGGCAUUAACCUUUUAUUGGGAAUCUCUCAAACGAAGCGUACGUAUCGAAGGUAUCGCAAAGAAAACAUCAGCGGAAGAUUCGGACCGUUAUUUUCAGAGCCGGCCGUAUGCAAAUCAAAUCGGAUCUAUAUCCAGCAAACAAAGUAGUGUAAUCGCUAGUAGACAGACUCUUAUUGUAAAAGAAAGAGAGCUGCUGGCGAAAUUUCCAGAAGGUCAAGUUAAAAGGCCCGAUUGCUGGGGUGGUUAUCUCGUCGUACCGCAUUCCGUAGAGUUCUGGCAAGGGCAGAGUGAUCGUCUUCACGACAGGAUUCGCUUUAGACGUCCAAAAGCAAAUGAGAAAAUAGACAAUAUACUUGUGCAUAAAGGAGAAAACGGAUGGGUUUACGAAAGGCUUUCACCAUAGAAAAAAUCGCUGUAUUCGAAUUGGGGAAAGCGCGAAGAUGAACAACUUUCAUAUAUAUAAAAAUCAGUCUUUGCUGCAACAAAAAUCAUACUAUUGUUAAUAAGUGCAACAUUCCGAGCUAUUACCUCAUACUUUCAUGAUAAUAUUACACACCUAAUCAAAUAUUUAAUAUUCUUAACGUGAUUUUCUCGUGAGUCUCAGGAUUUCUCUAUUUACUCCUAAAAUGUGUAUGGUUGAUAUAUUGUUAAAUCGACAAAGAAAUAUAUUUAUGAUUAUCAUUAA